This is a messenger RNA of Chenopodium quinoa (quinoa), 1731 nucleotides long. Its product is annotated as D-glycerate 3-kinase, chloroplastic-like. The transcript is spliced from 12 exons. Gene Ontology annotation, biological process: photorespiration. Gene Ontology annotation, cellular component: cytoplasm. The coding region runs from base 274 to 1563 and encodes 429 amino acids. Lineage: Eukaryota; Viridiplantae; Streptophyta; Magnoliopsida; Caryophyllales; Amaranthaceae. The record is from RefSeq and is a predicted model, not a curated record.
UGUUAUUAAUUUCAUCCUUUGGAAAAAUCCACAUAAUUUUGACUCAUGACAGCAAAAAAAAUUAGUUGAAAUAAUAAAUAAAAAAAUAUAGUCCAUAUAUAUCCAAAAAAUUUAAUCAAAUCCAUAUCUAAACUAACUAGGUACCAUUGGAAACUUCCCUCCUCAGAGUCCUCACCAUUUUGUACAAGCUCAGCCUCAAAAACACACAAACAAACUCACUUCAACACACACAAAAACCAGAGUAGAGAGAGAAACCAAGAAAAUUGAUUAAAAAUGGCGAAUAUUUUGAACAUUUCAUCUCAAGCUGUGACGCCAUGGUCAAAUGCCACUUCAGUGUUCUCAUCCAAUACCAAAUUUUCUCUCUCCAAUAAAUAUUCUCACAAUUAUUCUUUUCCUCAUAUUUCUACUUCAGCUUCAGCUGUUGUUUUGGCAGGGUGUAGAUUUUCAUGGAUGGAAGAGAACUUUACCAGCCAUAGAAACAUGUAUAGCAAUGGAAGAAGACCAAGCCAUGUUCAAUUAGCCCUUCCAAGAACAUCAACUGUGUCAGUUUCCUCUGUAGAAGACCUUUUUGCCUUUAUAUGUUCCGGUCCCCUUAUAAAUAAAACAGGUCUUACUGAGCAAAAGAUUGCCGAGUCAAUCGAUAAAUGGUUAUUGUGUGCAUCUCAACUUUGUAGAGUAUUCCAACUCAAUGAACUUAAACUAGAUGAUGCUCAGAAAAUCAGGCUUUACCAUUACUAUAUACCAGUCUUCUUAUGGUGUGAAGAUCAAAUCUCCCAACAUGCAUCCAAGUUCAAAGAUGGAGAAGAAGUCCCUCCUCUAGUGAUAGGAUUUAGUGCACCACAAGGUUGUGGAAAGACAACACUCGUAUUCGCACUAUACUAUCUUUUCCAAAUUACUGGCAGGAAAACUGCUACAAUAUCCAUUGAUGAUUUCUAUUUGACAGCUGAAGAGCAGGGUAAACUAAGAGAAGCGAACUCAGGAAAUAGGCUUCUAGAGUACCGGGGAAAUGCUGGAAGCCAUGAUCUAUUGCUUUCUGUCGAAACACUUACAGCCUUGAGCAAAUCAACUGAAGAAGGUAUGAAGAUGAAAGUUCCAAGAUACAAUAAAUCUGCAUAUAAUGGGAGGGGAGACAGAGCAGAUCCUGAAACAUGGCCAGAGGUUGAAGGGCCACUAACGGCUAUUCUCUUUGAAGGCUGGAUGCUGGGUUUCAAACCCCUUCCUGAUGAAGUGGUGAAAGAUAUUGAUCCACAGCUUGAAAUAGUAAAUAAAAAUCUACGAUCUUAUUAUGAUGCAUGGGACAAGUAUAUAAAGGCAUGGGUAGUAAUCAAGAUCAAAGACCCAAGUUGUGUCUAUCAGUGGAGACUUCAGGCAGAGCAUGCCAUGAGGGCAGAUGGAAAAUCAGGGAUGUCAGACAAGGAGGUUUUGGACUUUGUUUCUCGUUACUUGCCUGCCUACAAAGCUUAUCUACCUACUCUUUACGCGGAAGGACCAAAUGGAUCAGAUCCAAAUCAUACCCUUGUUGUUGAGAUAGAUGAAGGGAGGAACCCUAUUCUCAUCGGCUGAUCUUAGAGUGUUUAUUACUAGAGGUUGGUUUUGUUCAUAUUUCAUGUAGUUCUAUUACUUUCUACUAUCUUGUAACAUUAUUGUACAUUACAUCAUCAAUUGAAAUGCAAAUUCUUUCAUUGGUCUUGAAAAACCCCUUGGGAGAUAAUGAUUGGUCAAGUUUAUAAA